Molecule: messenger RNA, 993 nt
Organism: Sinocyclocheilus grahami
Lineage: Eukaryota; Metazoa; Chordata; Actinopteri; Cypriniformes; Cyprinidae
Product: ubiquinol-cytochrome-c reductase complex assembly factor 3-like
Exons: 2
Coding region: 158-403 (81 amino acids)
Biological process (GO): mitochondrial respiratory chain complex III assembly
Source: RefSeq, a predicted model, not a curated record
UAAUAAAGGACUCCCACAAUGCACUGCAUCGUGUCAACUGACAGUGUGCGGAGUGUUGUAUACUGACCUAGGAUUUCUCGCGACCCGGGGGAGCUUGAUCAUUUAUACCACGCGUGUAAUUAUUGCGUUGGACGCUCGCGUUGAGCUCGUGCACACCAUGAGCGGUAUGAGGACCGUCCUGGCCUCGAUCGGGGUGUUUGGGCUUGUCAGUGUGGGCUACGGCAUGUGGGCCAUCAUUUCACCUGGAGAGGACAGGAAAAGGGAAAUAUUAAAGAAUCUGCCCGAGGCCAACCCCGUCCGAAUGGAGGAGAGCAGAAAGAGAAAUGCCCUCGUGCUUCAGGUUUUAAAGGAUGCUGCAGAGACGAGUGAUAACAUUGCACGUGGAUAUGGUGGCCAGAAAUGAAGGAAUGUGUUUGCACAAAUAUCUGACUUUCACAUGCCAUUAGCAAUCUGUACAUGCCUGGGAGUUUAAAUAUGAAGCCAGUAACUUAAAUAAAUGAUCUGCAAAUGCUCCAUGUCAUCACUUGAUGGACACUGUUGGGCGCGUUCUGUAAGAUUUGCGGUGAUUGUGUUUUCCUUGCUGGAAAAUUAAUCUUGAAAUCGUAGCUGUGUUGCGGACCAGUUUCCAAAAGAAAACAAAAACGAGCUGCCAUGACCUGCAUGACCACAUUGUUUAUAUAUGUAUAUAAAUGUUUAUGGAGUAUCGCAAAUAAAACUUUAAACGUGUUUUGUGCGCUUUACUGAUACAUAGCCAUUUUCUAAUAAAGUAUACCGUCUGUUAUCGCGUCUGCGCAAUAUUUGCACAGCCAUGACUCGCACGAAUGCAAAAACAUCACUAACGCUAAACGCUUCCGGUGUUUAGGGUCAUUGUGACCCGAUAUUUCUUGCAGUGAGUCGUAAAUCGCUCAUAGCGAUGGAGUUAUUGGACAACUUUCUGUAUGGACGUUAAUAAUGUUACCAAAUUAAUUGGAAAUUUGACCGCAUCACUUGUUA